Mucor mucedo is the source of this 864-nucleotide messenger RNA. RefSeq names its product phosphotransferase KptA/Tpt1. NCBI's taxonomy places the organism in Eukaryota, Fungi, Mucoromycota, Mucoromycetes, Mucorales, Mucoraceae. The transcript has 3 exons. The record is from RefSeq and is a predicted model, not a curated record. Bases 21 to 626 code for a protein of 201 amino acids. Gene Ontology annotation, biological process: tRNA splicing, via endonucleolytic cleavage and ligation. Gene Ontology annotation, molecular function: tRNA 2'-phosphotransferase activity.
UUUUUUGUUGAAAUAAAAAAAUGUUGAAUCCACAAGAAACGAUCCAAUUGUCAAAAGCUUUAUCUAAAGUGUUGAGACACAGCGCCGUAGACCAGCAACUUGACAUUUCUCCUGACGGCUACGUUGCUGUUGCCGAUUUGCUGGCACGUCCGAGAUUCCAAGAGUUUUCGUUGCAAGACCUUCAGCAUGUGGUGGAGACGAAUAACAAGAAACGAUACGAGCUGACGUUACGGGACGAUGUGUACUAUAUCCGAGCGACGCAAGGGCAUUCGAUCAAAACGGUGACGCACCAGGACUUGCUGGAGGAGGUCACGCACUUGACGACACCAGUGAUUCAUGGCACGACGCAGAAGGCAUGGGCUUCCAUCAAAGUGCAAGGAUUAUCUACCAUGAGACGAAACCAUAUUCAUUUCGCCACUGGGUUACCCGAUGAUCCCACCGUUUCAAGUGGGAUACGAAAGACAAGUGAUGUCUUUAUUUAUAUCCGUCUGCAAGAGGCUCAAAAAGAUGGGAUUGUGUUUUAUCGAUCCAAGAAUAAUGUGAUUUUAUCAAGUGGUUUGAAUGGCUUUGUAUCACCAAAGUAUUUUGAAAAAGUACAUGACAAUCAGGGUCAAGAUUUAGUCUAACAAAAAGGGAAAAUGAGAGAUACUCAACUAUUGCACUCUAAAAGAAAUACAGUUAAAACAAAUGUAACAGCGCAACAAAUAAGUAAAGACCUGUAUUUUUAAAGCAUUAAAGAAGCUACAAAGCUUGGUAUCGAUAUUGUAACUACCAUGUUUUCAAUUAUAGUUUUUUCUUUUAGUUGAUCCAGGUAGAUUUAAAAAUUAAGACUUAAAAAAUACAAAAAACUAUACUUGAUAUACC